CUUUAGUUAGCUCCCGGUAACAGCUGCAGUUCCAAUCGAGUAGAAUGAUGUUGAAGCUUACAACUUGCUGCCUGCUGCUUGUCGUGGUGCUGGCUUCCGCCGAGGCAAACACGGACGCCUCGACGGUGUGCGUGGGUCGCUGCCACAUCCUGGAUCUGCAUGACAAGCGAAGGGUGUGCACUCGGGAUGCCAAAACGAACUUGUGCACCAAGAUGCUGCCCUGCCGGCUGCGCGAACGCAACUGCGCCCUGAGACGUCUGGGCCGGCCGCCGCUCAGGGAGACCAGCCUCGGGCAGUGCGCCAAUGUUGUGAGCAGCACCGGCACCGCUCGAUGCGUGCUCAUACCACGCCCCAGCUGCAUUGACAAGUCCUGCAACAAGCUGUUGCCCAACAGCUGCUGGCGCACCAGAGAUGGGCGUAACCUUUGGCUGAGCCUCUGCGAUGCCCGGGAGAGGAACUGCAUCAACUGGAACAACCCGCGGUUGCAGCUGGUGCGCAUCCACGACGUGCAGUGCCGCUCAAAGGCGCCCGUCAUCAAGGGCUAAGCACGCU
Drosophila montana is the source of this 552-nucleotide messenger RNA. RefSeq lists its product as uncharacterized. The coding region runs from base 45 to 545 and encodes 166 amino acids. The transcript has a single exon. The record is from RefSeq and is a predicted model, not a curated record. Lineage: Eukaryota; Metazoa; Arthropoda; Insecta; Diptera; Drosophilidae.